Messenger RNA from Aspergillus japonicus CBS 114.51, 624 nucleotides. RefSeq lists its product as uncharacterized. The record is from RefSeq and is a predicted model, not a curated record. Bases 1 to 624 code for a protein of 207 amino acids. The transcript has 2 exons. Lineage: Eukaryota; Fungi; Ascomycota; Eurotiomycetes; Eurotiales; Aspergillaceae.
AUGUCCCCAAGAAAGUAUAUCAAUAGUGUUCUACCGAUCGACCCUAGUAUUGAGAAGCCGCAGCAGCCGUUGUCGCCAUCCAUUCCGACAGAAGUCUGCCUCUUUGGUGAAGGGGAGCACACUCACGGUGCGCCCAGAGAGGAGCUGACCUGUGAGGAGAUCUACAAGUUCGCCGGGGAGCAAGAGGAGACAGUUCUCUUCACAGAUGACCAUCACCUUGUGCAGAUCUGGAAGCCGGAGGACCUCAAGCGCUCGCGUCUCCAGAAAGUGCAAGAUACAUGCUCCAAGCUCUUGGGCCACCCCGCCGCCCCGCCACUGGCCCCGGGCCACUACCAGCUGCGCUUCCAAUGCGGCGGCACCGAAACCACGGUGGACUGGCCGAAGGAGCAGACUGAGGCCUAUUUCGCCAAGUUUGCCAAGGGACUCGGCUACUACUGGAAGGGGCCUUCCCAAAUCACCCCCAUGGGGAAAUACUACCGCGAUAGACAGGCCACUGUCUAUGACCUGGUCGAGGGAAGGCCUCUGGCGCAAUAUUAUAAGUACACGUUCGCUCGGUACCUCUUGACCCAUUGUCCCGCGCGUCAGGCAGAUAAAAAGUCAGCAUUCCCAUUCCCAUCCAUUUGA